AUGGCGGCGUACCUGAGCAUGGGUGAGGCGCACCGCCGCAUCGGCGACUACCUCUCUCGCGUGACCAACGCCAUCUCCUACUCCGACGGCGCCGCGCUCGCCUCCCUCCUCUCCGUCUCCUCCGCGCCGGCCUCCACCCCGCUCUCCGACGCGCUCGCCGCCUUCCCGGACUUCCCGCGCCUCGCUGGAGACCGCUUCCCCCACCUUGCCGACUUCCUCGUCCCGUUGCUCCGCGCCAUCCACUCCCACUCCAUCCAGCGCUUCGCCGACGCCUACUCCUCGUUCGAGAAGGCCUCCAACGCGUUCCUGCAGGAGUUUAGGAACUGGGAGACGCCGUGGGCGAUGGAGGCGAUGCACACGGUGGCGCUCGAGAUCAGGCUAAUCGCCGAGAAGGCAGAUAGGGAGCUUGCUACGAAUGGAAAGAACCCAGACAAGCUUCAGGCGGCUGGGUCAUUCCUGAUGAAGGUUUUCGGCACACUAGCGGUGAAAGGACCUAAGCGUAUUGGAGCACUCUAUGUUUCCUGCCAGCUAUUCAAAAUUUACUUCAGGCUUGGAACGGUAAACCUUUGCCGUAGCGUCAUAAGAAGUAUCGAAACUGCAAGGAAUUUUGAUUUUGAAGAUUUUCCAGUGAAAGACAAGGUCACUUAUAUGUACUACACUGGGCGGUUGGAGGUGUUUAACGAGAACUUUCUUGUUGCAGAUCAGAAGCUAACUUAUGCUUUGAUGCAUUGCAAUCCUCAAAGCCAGUCAAAUUUGAGGAGGAUUUUGAAGUUUCUUAUCCCUGUAAAGCUUUCUAUAGGUGUACUGCCAAAAAGGACUCUCCUGGAGCGGUACAAUUUGCUUGAGUAUGCAGAUGUUGUGACUGCACUAAAGAGAGGAGAUCUCAGGCUUCUCAGGCAAGCUCUAGACAAGCAUGAAGACCAAUUUUUGAAAUCUGGCGUCUACCUUGUAUUGGAGAAACUUGAACUUAAAGUCUAUCAGAGAUUAGUUAAGAAAAUCCAUAUCAUUCAGAGGCAGAAGGAACCAGCCAAGGCACAUCAAAUUAAGCUAGAUGUUGUCGUAAGAGCUCUGAAAUGGCUUGAAAUCGACAUGGAUGUGGAUGAGGUGGAGUGCAUCAUGGCAUGCCUCAUAUACAAGAAUCUUAUAAAAGGUUACUUUGCUCACAAGAGUAAGGUCCUUGUCCUCAGCAAACAAGACCCCUUCCCCAAGUUGAACGGGAAGCCUGUUUAA
Messenger RNA from Miscanthus lutarioriparius, 1230 nucleotides. The record is from the annotation of a GenBank genome assembly. Lineage: Eukaryota; Viridiplantae; Streptophyta; Magnoliopsida; Poales; Poaceae.